AUGUCACGAAGUGUACAACAGGGCUCACGAAUGUACUCAUGCCUUCGGCAGCUUAAACCGAGAAGCUGCAGAAAGACACAGGUCCGCCAAUUCUACAUGAGCUCUCCGCAGAGGAUGCCUCCUGCAGCUCCGAAAUCGAGGGAUCGCGGACCGGCGAGCCAAGAAGACACACAAACAGACUUUAAGGCAAUGGACAUCUUCUCCAAUACCCAGCAACCUACGACGGCGAUUGAUGCUUGUAUGGACGAUGGCUUUGCGCUGGACAGUGGAUUGAAGAUUACUGGUGCUGGGGUCAUGUUGCUUGGUGGAGAGGCAUUCAAAUGGCGACCGUGGAUACGAGAAAGUGCUGCGCCAGAUACAGCGCAGGACAAUGCUGCCACCAGUAAAGGAAUGAAAGGAAAAUUGCAAAACACCAAGGGUCAAUUUCAUGUGGACAAGCACGUCUGGGGUAUCCUAGAUUUAGCUUGGCCAAAACCGGACCUGCUUGUCCUGGGUACUGGCCGUCAUAUCCUACCUUUGAGCCCGGAGACGAGGAGACAUAUCAACGAGCUCGGCAUCAGAGUUGAGGUACAGGACACGCGGAAUGCGGCUGCACAGUUCAACUUACUCGCGACAGAACGAGGAGUACACCAAGUAGCGGGAGCACUGGUACCCAUUGGGUGGCGAGAAGACCGCUGA
This is a messenger RNA of Dissoconium aciculare CBS 342.82, 678 nucleotides long. RefSeq lists its product as uncharacterized. The transcript has a single exon. The coding region runs from base 1 to 678 and encodes 225 amino acids. The record is from RefSeq and is a predicted model, not a curated record. Lineage: Eukaryota; Fungi; Ascomycota; Dothideomycetes; Mycosphaerellales; Dissoconiaceae. Gene Ontology annotation, cellular component: mitochondrial inner membrane. Gene Ontology annotation, biological process: mitochondrial respiratory chain complex I assembly.